This is a messenger RNA of Heteronotia binoei (common prickly gecko), 1779 nucleotides long. RefSeq names its product DMRT like family A1 (gene DMRTA1). NCBI's taxonomy places the organism in Eukaryota, Metazoa, Chordata, Lepidosauria, Squamata, Gekkonidae. Gene Ontology annotation, molecular function: DNA-binding transcription factor activity, RNA polymerase II-specific; protein binding; RNA polymerase II cis-regulatory region sequence-specific DNA binding. The record is from RefSeq and is a predicted model, not a curated record. Gene Ontology annotation, biological process: regulation of transcription by RNA polymerase II; sex differentiation. Bases 4 to 1377 code for a protein of 457 amino acids. Gene Ontology annotation, cellular component: nucleus. The transcript is spliced from 2 exons.
GACAUGGAGCUGAGUAGUUCGCCGCUCCAGCCGCAGCCGUCAGGGUUGGCUGCGGCCGCCCGGUUGCCCGCGGCGCCCCCGCCGUCGGUGGUGUCUCUGCCCUCGGGGGUGCCCAUGCCGCCCACCUUCUUCCGCCCGCCCACUCUUCUUUUGCGCGCCGCGGCCGCUGCAGCUGCGGUCAGCACGAGCGGUGGCCCCGGCUGCUACUCGCCGGCGGGGCUGGAGCGCGGCAGCAGCGUCUGCUAUUCGCGCACGCCCAAAUGCGCGCGCUGCCGCAACCACGGCGUGGUGUCGGCGCUGAAGGGCCACAAGCGCUUCUGCCGCUGGCGGGACUGUGCGUGCGCCAAGUGUGCCCUCAUUGCCGAGCGCCAGCGGGUCAUGGCCGCCCAAGUGGCCCUGCGCAGGCAGCAGGCGCAGGAGGAGAGCGAGGCCCGGGGAGGCCCGAGCGGCGAGCCAACGCCGAAGCAGACCGGCGCGGAAGGAGAGGUCGCCUUCAAGAGCUGCUGCCCGGACUUCCAGCGCGGGAGAAGAGAGGAGAAGUUUCAGAAGUAUGACUUCUUUUGUAGCAAGCCAGGCAGUUCUCUAGCUUAUGCACAUUCACCUUCCCUGGUGUCCUCGGCUGAAGUUACUAGAGCUGGUGAAGACCAAAAAGAGAAGCCCUUUGGUAUGCAGAUUUCAGGUAAAGAGAAAACCGAUCAUCCUUCUGGUCCUGAGGAGCAGUUAGAAGGUGCUGAUAGUUCAGCAUCUCUGUCUUCUUCAGACAUGGAAUCCGGGAAUGAAAGUGAAUGUCCCAAGGACUUUGUCAUCUCCAGUAUCCGCUUUCCUACUACUACUACUGGUGUGGCUUCAAGACUCAGAAAUCCACUUGAUAUUCUUACCAAGGUCUUCCCAGGUCAUAAACAAAGCAGAUUAGAAAGGAUUCUGCAGUUCUGCAAAGGGGAUAUAGUUCAAGCUAUAGAGCAUGUACUGAACAUGGAUGAGCACAGACAAGGACUUCAGGACAUUGCAAUCCCACCCUUUCCAGAACGCAGUGUCUUCCACAGGUCUUCUGAUUUUAGCUUUCUUGGAGUAGAUGUCAGAGCACUUGGAAAUAAAUCAGCAUUUUCUCCUCUUCAAAGUAGUCCAGCUGCCUUUGCAAGUGAGGUGAAUCUUUAUGGGUUAAAUCCUAGAUUGGGGAUCAGACCUCUGAGGAUGGCUUAUACCCCUCAAGGAUUUAUGUCACCUUACGUAAGAUCCGGGUUGUUUCCUGCUUUGCCAUUUCACUCAGCUAUGGACUAUCCCUUUUCAGGAAUGAUCAAAGAUGCAUCUUAUUUCUCCAGUAAAGACUCAGUUGCCAGAACUGAGAUAUAUUCAAGACUAAGCACAGACCACAAAUAGUGUCUUGACCAAAUUGUCAUUUUCAUAGAACUUGUGAUAUAUUCAAAUGAGUUAACGUGAAUGUCAGAUCUUAGGUCUCAGAGGUACCAUUUAUUAACGAAAAGCAGAUAAAAAGUUUCUAAUAUUAAAAAAGGGUUUUAAUGGGAUUCUUUAUUUUGACACAGAACAAUUUGAAAUCUGAGGAAAGUAAUUUAACAUUUUUUUUUUUAAAUGGCUUCCAGAAUAUUGACAGUGAAGAGCUCAUUAAAACUAGCACUGAUUUUUGAAGAUGAGCUUCCAUACAGAAUGCUCAAUUUUUAUGUGUUCUGGAAAAAAAAUUGAAGUGGCAAUGAAGAAGAUAUGAAAAAUCUAAGUUGAAAUGUUUGCUUGGAACAAUACAAUAAAUCAUAAUUUUUGAAUUCC